AUGGAUCCCUUCAAAGGUCAAGGUGGCAUUCAAAUGCUUCUAACUGCUGAACAAGAAGCUCAACACAUUGUUAACACUGCAAGAAAUUUGAGGACUCAAAGGUUGAAGCAGGCAAAAGAUGAGGCAGAGAAAGAGGCAGCUCAAUAUAGAACUCACAUGGAAGAAGAAUAUCAAAAGUCAAUUUCAGAGACAACUGGGAACUCAGGAACAAAUGUAAAAAGGCUUGAUGAAGAGACAGAUGCUAAGAUUAAAAACUUAAAGAAAUCAGGUUCAAAGGUUUCAAAUGAAGUUGUUGACAUGCUCCUCAAAUAUGUUACAAAUAUUAAAAUGUAA
Lathyrus sativus (Indian pea) is the source of this 333-nucleotide messenger RNA. The record is from the annotation of a GenBank genome assembly. Lineage: Eukaryota; Viridiplantae; Streptophyta; Magnoliopsida; Fabales; Fabaceae.